AUGUGGUGUACCCCAGGCUCAAUUUUAGGACCAUUGCUGUUCCUGUUGUACACCAACGACUUACCCGAGUGUCUUAAUAACACAAGACCUCGACUAUUCGCUGAUGACACAAAUCUUACAGCCUCUGGUAACUCCAUAGCUGAUGUUGAGCUUGCAUUAAACUCUGAUCUAGACAACCUAAGAAACUGGUUAAUUGCCAAUAAACUUAGCUUGAAUGUAGCAAAAACAGAAUUUAUGCUAAUUGGCUCUCCACAAAUGAUAAGAAAUGUUUCAAAUUUUCAACCAAAUAUUAUAAUCGAAAACAAACAAAUCAGACAA
Messenger RNA from Paramuricea clavata, 318 nucleotides. Lineage: Eukaryota; Metazoa; Cnidaria; Anthozoa; Malacalcyonacea; Plexauridae. The record is from the annotation of a GenBank genome assembly.